GCUGGCUCAGUGUCGGGCUGAAUGGGAGCCAGCCCUGGGAAAGGGGAAGGGCUUUACGUCAGUGGACAAAAACAGCUGCCUUCGUGUGGAGUGGAAAACAGACCCUUAGAGUUAGAGAGCGAGGGAGAGAGGGAGUCGGAGAGAGAAGGAGAGAGGGAGAAGAGUCAGAGAGGGGUGACCCAUGGGGUGUGCCCUGAGCGCAGGCCGCAGGGGGGCCGAACGUGGUUCCGCCGCAGCAGAGAAGCCGAAAAUGGGCUGUGGAGAGAAAAAGCAGGAGAAGACACGGACGAGCAAGCUGGGGAAGGGGGAGGCCCAUGCGUUCAAGGAGAAGAUCUUCAGGAAGAAGCGUCAGUGUGGAGUUUGCAAUCUGAACAUUGACAACUUGGGUUCCUUCUGUCGAGUGUGUAAGAUGGCAACCCACAAGAAAUGUGAAAUCAAGGUGACGACUGCAUGCAUCCCUGCUCCCCUCUCUGACCUGCAGCGGCGAAGCACCGAUCCCUCCAGAUACAUCCAGCAUCUGGGAUCCUCCCGGUCUCUGCCACACACCAAACAAAGGAACACCUUGCCCAGGAGCUUCAGUGUGGACCGGGUGAUGGAGCGAGUGAUGGAGAGGAGCUAUGACUUUGACCUGACCUACAUCACCGAGAGGAUCAUCUCCGUCUUCUUCCCCCCGCUGCUGGAGGAGCAGCGUUACCGUGCCAACCUGCAGGAAGUGGCUUCCAUGCUCAAAUCCAAACACCAAGACAACUUCCUGCUGUUCAAACUGUCUGAAAAGAGGCAUGACAUCACACGGAUCAGUCCUAAGGUCCAGGAUUUUGGCUGGCCUGACCUUCAUGCUCCUCCAUUGGACAAAAUCUGUGCCAUGUGCAAGGCCAUGGAGGGGUGGCUGACCUCCGACCUCCAACAUGUGGUCGUCCUGCUCUGCAAGGGGAAUAAGGGCAAGACAGGAGUCAUCGUCGCUGCCUACAUGCACUACAGCAAGAUCUCUGCAGGGGCUGAUCAGGCACUCAGCACACUGGCAAUGAGGAAGUUUUGUGAGGACAAGGUGUCCACAUCCCUGCAGCCCUCCCAGAACAGGUAUAUCUUCUAUUUUGCUGGGCUCCUCUCCGGGGGGAUAAAGAUGAACAGCAGUCCCCUCUUCCUCCACCAAGUGCUCAUCCCCUCUCUGCCUUCCUUCCAGGCUGAGGGAGGGUACUUCCCCUUCCUGAAGAUCUAUCAGUCCAUGCAGUUGGUCUACACCUCUGGUGUUUAUGACCUGCAGGGUUCCGGAGGCAGGAGGAUAUGCGUUACAAUCGAGCCCGCAUUGCUGCUGAAGGGUGAUAUAAUGGUGAAGUGCUAUCAUCGCAAAGCUCACAUGGCAGAGCGAGAGACCGUGUUCCAGCUGCAGUUCCACACCUGCACCGUGCAUGGAGCCCAGCUGUGGUUCGGGAAGGAAGAGCUGGACGUGGCGUGCUCCGAUGACCGGUUCUCUUCUGACGCCACUGUGGAGUUUGUGUUCUCCUCUGGACCAGAGAAGAUCAAAGGAUGGGAGUGUCAGAGGAACCACCCUGCAGUCACGGUGGACUACAACACCACGGACCCUGUGGUGCACUGGGACUCCUACGAAAACUUCAACCUGCAGCACCAGGACAGUCUGGAAGACAUCAUGCACACGCGCGGGCCCCUGGACGGCAGCCUUUAUGCCCAGGUGAAGAAGAGACGGGGCCCAGGCUCCUCCAACGGUGGCCCUGCAGACUCCCCUAGUGGGCCCCCGUCCCCCUGCCACGCCCCUGCCGAGCCCCCGGAGGAGGUCCGGCGCCUGCCGCCCCCCACCCGGCAGGAGAGGGAGGAGCUGGACCGGCUGCUGGGCGGGAUGGAGGGCAGGAGGGCGAGAGGUGGGGAGAGGGAGACGGCCAUCUUGGAUGAGGGUGACCCCACGCCCUCACUCGGGCGGACCUGCUCCUGCAGGCGUGGGGGCGAGAGCCCCACCUUCCUGCCCAACGGAUACUACCCCAACAACCACCCGGCCUCGUCUGCUGGCCCUCCCACUCCCCUUCUGGACCCGUCCCAGCAGCUCCAUCUGGGCCGGCCUGCGCCGGACGUGGUGUGGGAGCGGCAGCAGCAGGCCCUGCCCGCCCGCCUGCAGCGGUCCUGUUCCGAGGGGCCGUCCCGCCACCUGCUCUCUUACCCCGGCCAGGACCUGCCCCUGCCCCCCCACAUCCACACCCUGCCACCUCCCCGCCUGCUCUACAAGGGGGACGACUACCUGCACCAUCACUACCCCCGGCCACACCGGUCCCAGCCCUCCAGUCCCUACCGCGAAGUGAUGCUGCUGGAUGCCCCGCCGCCCCCUGGCUGCCCGUGCCGGGACUGCAGCUGCCGGCGGGAGGAGUCUGCAGCCAAAGCUCUCCACGCCCUGCGGCUGGACCAGGGGGAGGGGCCCCUCUGGGGCCGCGAUGCGGAGCUGCACUGGGACCGGGAGCCGGGGCUGCGCCGGGGCAGGGAGAUGGCACUGCAGUGGGAGAGGGACAGAGAGGCGGAGAUGCACUGGGAGAGGGAGGCCGAGUUCUGGCACCGGAGGUCCACAGCCACCCCGUACGGCCCCCACAGUAUCAAUCCAGUGCAUUUCGCCUUCGACCCCCUGCCCUCAGGCCACCCUGCGUACCCCGACCCCUCCCACACGCACUCGUACUCCCACCCCCACUCGCACACGGACCUGAAAUACAGCAGCUACCACACCCCCGCUGCCAUCUACCCCUGCGCCCCAUAUCAGCCCUCCCCCUCUGAAAGCCGGGGGUACGCCUCGGGGUAUCAAUCCGAGUCCACCUCUCCCCUGCCCCCCCACGGACACAGUUCCACCACCUCCCUUCAGGACACCACUUCACCCGAUGACCCGGCUCUUCCAAGAGGUUCCUCUAAACCCCCCAAAUCCCAGCCAGAUUGCCAGACUGAAGGUUCCAGAGAUGUGGGGGACAACAUGGCUUGGCAAGACAGCAAUUCCCAGAAUUCACUGAGCCAAGAUGUGAGGGUCACGCCCUCUGACUGCUCGGGGUCACCCACCCCUGUUCACACCAGCAGUCCCCUGCUCAGCUCUAGCUCAGCAGACACAGAACUGUAUGGGAGAGAUGUUGGUACUGUCCCAGGCAGUGGCCCCCAGAUGGGCCCCCAGGACUCUGAUAGGUCAUCCCCGGGGCCCCAGCAGGAUCAGUCUGAUGGGAAAGACCCCACCCACCUGAACUUGCACACCCCGCCCACCCCGCCCACAUCCCCAGACCACACAGCGGCCGAACACACACACACACCAGUCGCUACACCGGGCCCAGAGCCCACAGAGAGCCCUGCAGUGUCCAUCCCCUCCCACACAGACACAGAAAGUGCCCUGCCCCCUGCUCCCAACCCCCAGCCCGCCUCUCUGGGUCCAGGAUCCACGCUCAACUCCUCCACCCCUCCUCAGGAGAGAAGUCUGGAGUCCCUCAAUACAGGCUCCACCCCUAGUCCAAGCCCUGCCCCCAGUUCCACCGCGUCGUCCCCCCGGCCCCCCCCCGCCAGCCCGGAGCCCCCCCCGUCCUCUGACCCCACUGUCCCUGGCUUCGGCACAGUGGGGCGGAGACUCGGGGUGGAACACCUGCAACCCCACCCUGGCAUCCAUGGCAACGGCGGGACUCUCAAACCCCCGUCCCCUGUCCCAGAGGGCCACUCCACCCCAACCUUCCCCCUGUCCCCUAACUACUACCUGCUGAACGCCCCGCCCGUCCCCUACACAGGGUACACGGCCGUCACCAUCCCCUCCUGCCCCGCCCAGCCCCCGCUCCCAGAGAAGCGCCGCUCCACGGCCCCCCACGGGCCAGCAGCAGGGAGGGGCUCUGCCCUGAGGGUGUCCUCCUACCUACACCCAGUCCCCAAACCCCCAGGCCACUCCGCACCCCACCACGUCAGCUUCUGCCCCCCCAUGGGGGAGGUACUGCCCCACAUCGAGCUCCACGGCCCGGCCGAGGAGGCAGAACCCCGGGUCAGUCCUAAGUUUGUUCAGGACAGUUCACGGUUUUGGUACAAGCCCGCCAUCUCCAGAGACCAAGCCAUCGCUGUGCUGAAGGACAGGGAACCGGGAGCCUUCCUGAUCCGCGACAGCAACUCCUUCCAAGGAGCCUAUGGCCUGGCACUGAAGGUGGCCAUGCCUCCUGCCAGCAGCAGCAGAGCAGCCAGGCUCUCUCACUGCCCCCCAGCAGCAGGAGACCCCCAGGAGCAGCUUGUCCGCCACUUCCUGAUCGAGAGGGGCCCCCGGGGCGUGAAGAUCAAGGGCUGUCAGAACGAGCCCUAUUUUGGGAGCCUAUCGGCCCUUGUGUACCAGCACUCCAUUACCCACAUCUCCCUGCCCUGUGUUCUGCUCAUUCCAGACAAAGAUCCAGUUGGAGAGCUCCAGGAAGCUCAGACAGCAGGGAGCACGAGCACCGCAGCAGACCUGCUGAGACAGGGUGCAGCCUGCAAUGUCCUGUACCUGAACUCUGUGGAAACAGAGUCCCUUACGGGACCCCAGGCAGUCUCAAAGGCCACUAACACCACACUGUCCAGAAGCCCCCACCCCCCUGCCACUCUGGUGCACUUCAAGGUGUCUGCCCAGGGCAUCACUCUCACGGACAAUCAGCGCAGGGUGUUCUUCAGAAGGCACUACCCUCUUAACACUGUGACCUACAGCAGCGUGGACCCCCAGGACAGGAGGUGGACUAACUCUGACAGCACAGCCUGCAAGAUGUUUGGCUUUGUGGCAAAGAAGACAGGCAGUGCGUCGGAGAACGUCUGCCACCUGUUCGCUGAGAUGGACCCUGAGCAGCCCGCCACCGCCAUCGUUAACUUCAUCAACAAGGUGAUGCUGGGGCCGUCCCGGAAAUGAGGGGCCCCGGGCCCUAGGAGCUUCAGUGCGAUAUGUUGUGGACUCUACUGUUUGUUUGAAAAAAUAUGCUUCAGGUGCCUUUCAGAAGGAAGAAGCAAUCAGAGUGAUUGUGAAAUGCAAGGUUUUCAUGAAGAAUGUAUUUUUGCUUUGUCUGUUUUUUUGUGGUGAGUGGAUUAGGGUUAAUCCUUAGACACCCAUAGUUACUCAUGCAGUACAGUAAAUACUUGUCAUUACUGCCUUAUCACCACAAAGACCUCCACGGAAUGACUGACACAGAGGAACAACAGAGAACAGCUCUCAUUCAUGAAACCUGAUGAUGUUCAAACAAAUUUCAGGCUACUGCAAUAUCGCCCUGGAAAAUGCUAAUACACACGUCUGUCCCCCUUACAAACAUGCUCAGCCUAAUUUUUGUUCUUGGACACACACUGAACACUACAGCAAUACUGCUAACUCAUCAGGUGGGCCAGCUCUCCAGCUGAGGUGGUAAGAUGGCAGAUUUCCCAAAGAGUCAAUGUAUGUGAAUAAGUGUUGCAAGCAAGUAACUUGUAUGGAGGCAGUGUAUGGGGGGGGUUACUUGAGAAAGAUGCAUUGGUAGGUUGGGUUACAGGCACCGGCUAAAGCAUGAUUUAUACUUCUGCAUUGAAUCUAUGCAGACGAUAUAAAGUAGCCUACGCAUAGCCGCAUUCCCUACCCAUAGCCUACGGUGUAGCCUGACGUGCACCUCCCCAGAAAUUUAACUGCGUUGGGAACGCAGCUAUGUGUAGGCUACGCCAUAGCCUCUGUGUAGAUUCAACGCAGAAGUAUAAAUCAGGCUUAAGUGGUCUGAAAAUGAGGGCAAGUAGCAGCACAGCUGGACGUGGAUAUGAUAUGGAACAGCAAAAAAAAAAGUUGCCUUUUACAAGUUUUUAUGGUCCGUAACUAAUGACCCGGUUUGGAAAUCCUCAGUAUAAUGGGGAAUGGGAAGAGUGAACAGGAGUUCAUUUUGAGUGUGGAGGUCUGUACUUGCUGUCUAGCUUGUAGUGAUUUCACACUUUGGGUCGGAUAGCUAUAGUAUCAGAACACUUGAUAGUGCUGCUGGGUGGCUCACCUUGUUAAGGCACUGUUCUAAUUUAGUGCCUGGACUGGCCGCACGGUCUGGUUUCUAAUCUGGAUUUACUGUGACCAGCAGCCCCACAGUGUGGCACCCAGGGAUGAUUGCCUCUAUUCAUGCAUCAGUGACCCAUGCUAGUUUAUUGGGCUCCCGCAAGUCCCUUGCAGCACAUUAAGUGUAUUCCUAUGACUCAAUCUGUAUUUACAAACUGUGUGUGUAAUAAGAAGCAGUGGCUGACACCAUUCACUUCAGAGCACAUCGAUGCUUGUCUGCACUCUCUCAAAUGUACAGCAGAGGUUGUGGCAAUGUGUGGUUAUUCAAUUGGGCAUUACAAAUUGGGAGAGGAACGGGUUUGCCUAGUGAACAUUACCAUUUUAUCCCAUGUCUGGCAAAGGUAAUUUUCUUCAUGUUUCAGAGGAGGGAAGAGUUCCAGUAUCCUCAAAAUAACCAUUAACAUUAAGGCCUGUGUUCAGAAAACACCUCUGGGUAGGAGUGCUGAUCUAGGAUCUGGAUUCCUUUCUCCACAUCUGACCCUUAUCCAUUCGAACCGAAAAGCUAAAUUAACUUGUGAAUACAGGCCUCAGACUUACAUUUAAGACAAGGUGAAAUGAAGUCAUUCUACCAGCUGCCAAAGCUCCUACAGUAUGAAGCCAAAGACAGUACUUAGUACACAACACUUUUUAUAUUAUAAAAACUAUAGUAAUCAUGCUUUUGUCGUUUCAUGUAUUUCUAUUUAGUGUCGUUUUGUCUUUUUUUUUAAGAUGAGAAAAAGACACCAAGUUGAGAAAGUCAAUGGGUUUUAAUAUAUUGUUUUUUUUUUUAUAUAUGAAUGAAUCUUUGUAUGUAGUAAUAUAUUUUCUCACCUGGAUAUUAAAAGAAAGGAAUUUAUAUUACCCUAUUUUUAUCAAUGUGAAUGUAUGCAGAGAAUCAAAAUAUAAAUAAAAAUGUAAAGUUGUGGGACUGA
Molecule: messenger RNA, 6921 nt
Organism: Conger conger (European conger)
Lineage: Eukaryota; Metazoa; Chordata; Actinopteri; Anguilliformes; Congridae
Product: tensin-2-like
Exons: 28
Coding region: 182-4867 (1561 amino acids)
Biological process (GO): peptidyl-tyrosine dephosphorylation
Molecular function (GO): protein tyrosine phosphatase activity; protein binding
Source: RefSeq, a predicted model, not a curated record